Camelina sativa (false flax) is the source of this 959-nucleotide messenger RNA. The record is from RefSeq and is a predicted model, not a curated record. NCBI's taxonomy places the organism in Eukaryota, Viridiplantae, Streptophyta, Magnoliopsida, Brassicales, Brassicaceae.
AUGUCGCUGCGGAUUGAAAGCAACGAGGCCAUGGAUAGUGAUUCUCGUCAGAGAUCGAAACGAUUGAAGAAAUGCGACGGGUUCGGUACCGUGGUCCUUGGUUAUGGCCGUGAACUGUUGAGAGAAGUCUGUGAUGAUCGGUGGUCACCUUGUUGUGGAUUAGUACGCCUAUAUGCCAGGAUGGGCCUUCAUCGUUACAAUUUGCUCAAGUUGCUAAGGAUCCAGCUACCAGAAAACUUUUAUAUUUUCAUACUAAAAAUUGAUGAAGAAUGUUUUUGCAAGUUUAUUUUGACGUGCGAUAUUGCUAGACCUCGAGGGACAAACACCGAUGAUGAUGCGUCAAUAGCUGAUUACUUCUACCUCAGAGGUAGCGUGCCUAAGUGCCCCCCAGAGGAUCUUUUCCAAAAUAGUAACCGGUUUUGCGUGGUGAAGGGAUCGGAGCUGCAACAAAAUGACUGGAUUCGUCUAUAUCUGGAACUUGCAGUUGCCACAACUCAUACGAACAAGGGUAGAAAUCAUGAUCUGUCCAACUUGAAGAUUCUGAAAGUGGCCAUAGAAACUACUGAAGACUUGGAUCCACCUAGUGAGGGAUCACUCAACGCCUUGAAUGCACUUGUCUACAUAAGGUACGAGGACUCUUGUGAUUCUCGGGUUGGUAAGGAUGUCGAUCGCAUUGCUAUUGUUAAAAGAACCUACAGUCAUGGAAGCUUUGUUCUCGAGGGUCGGAAUAUGGCUUUCAAAUCCGAGGUGGCGCAUGGCUUACAAAAUCUGCGGAUUUGACUUUUGGCUCUCUCUCUCGUCUGCACUAGAGAAUCCAUUUGAAAGUAUGGAUCAGAUGAUAAUAAACUAUUAAUGGUCGAAUAAUUUGUUUAUAUUAUGUAACUCUUUCGUAAUUAAUAUAUUUGUCUGUAAGAUUUAACUUUGGUAGAACGGAAUGAGAAUCAAUAUGUUUUAACUAA